AAGAGGUUUAGUGUGUCAGCUCUCUGCAUGCGCUAAAACCCAAUGUGUCGGGUGCUUUGACGGCGGGGAGCUGCCUGGUGGGCGGUCCGGCGGACGAACUGAUUCUUCAUUUUUCCAACUUCAUUCUUUCUCCCAUACAGUCGACUGUGGCCUUCCUUCUUGCUCCUUGAGUAGAGUUCUGGUAAUGGUCGCUCACGGUACUUUGUGACUUACCAUGACGGUAUGCGAUGUACAGAUUGACUUGCGACCGCCUGGGGACUUAGUUGAGGCGAUUGAUGGCAAAGACUAUUGGAUAGGGUUGGCGGAUCCCACAGCCAGGCGCAAGGCGCAGAACCGGCUUAAUCAAAGGGCCCGUCGACGAAGGAAUGCCCCAAAUAAAUGGACACCACUUCGCUCAAAGAUCGAAGAUGUCGCUCGCAAGCACCAAACAGUACCGGAGUUGGCGAUUGGCCCAGCUAGUACGGAGGUCGCACCUGACUGUGAACCAUUUCCUCUGCCAAUCAUGAAACAUGAAGCACGAGAGCUUCUGAAGGAAUAUUUCCCACUGUCGACGGAUCAUCUCAUACACCUUGUUCAGUUCAACGUUUUCCGUGCGAUUUUGACCAACAUGAUGACGCUUCGCAUCGAUCACAUGUUCAGCUGUACGAUUCCGCCAUCUCUAGAGCCCACACCUCUUCAGCGCCAGGUGCCGCAUGCACCCUAUGUCGAUUUAUUCCCAUUGCCAGGCCUACGCGACUCGCUUGUACGCGCAGAAGGCGAAUAUGACGAUUGUGACUUAUGCAUUGACUUGUUGGGGUCGAUCAGCGCUCCUCAUCUCGAGUAUCGCCCGACAAAGGUGGACAGUAACCUAGAGGAUAAGAAUGAACGGAAAGGUCUAGUUGUAUGGGGAGAACCAUGGCGCGUGGAGUCCUGGGAAGUUGAAGAAGGAUUUGUGAAAAAAUGGGGCUGGAUGAUGAGAGAGAACUGUGUAGAGUUGAUACGCUCAACGGACAAAUGGAGGGAGGUAAGGGGUGAAGAGCCUCUAAAUUGGUCAGAAUGGGGCAUCAGUGCUUGAAGCUGUUGCACGGAUUUUCCAAAGGAUGCUCAGCCUCCAAUAUGUGCCAAUGAUUGACCUACGCAUGAUGGCUCAUGUUGGGAUCAGACAGCCAACAGUAGGUCACAGCCAUUAGCACCAUUACAGUGCUUGUUGUCUGAGUGUGGUUAGAUUUUCCUGCACCCCAUGAUACAGAAGUAAGGUUUCGGCUCAUCGUUGCCGUUUAGUCAUCCUGGGUAUGGGACAGAGGUGUUUAUGAUGGAAAAUGAUAGAAAGGAUUGGUGAUAGAGAAGACGGAGUGGCGUAUGGGACUUUCUGUUCAG
Messenger RNA from Exophiala viscosa, 1356 nucleotides. RefSeq lists its product as uncharacterized. The coding region runs from base 215 to 1054 and encodes 279 amino acids. NCBI's taxonomy places the organism in Eukaryota, Fungi, Ascomycota, Eurotiomycetes, Chaetothyriales, Herpotrichiellaceae. The record is from RefSeq and is a predicted model, not a curated record. The transcript has 4 exons.